Messenger RNA from Dissoconium aciculare CBS 342.82, 1826 nucleotides. RefSeq lists its product as uncharacterized. The coding region runs from base 1 to 1413 and encodes 470 amino acids. The record is from RefSeq and is a predicted model, not a curated record. NCBI's taxonomy places the organism in Eukaryota, Fungi, Ascomycota, Dothideomycetes, Mycosphaerellales, Dissoconiaceae. The transcript has a single exon.
AUGUCGUAUCCUAGCUUUGCGUCGCAGGCACCUGCCUACGACACCUACAACCAUCUGGGAUGCAUCACGCCUCCCCCGAACUCAGAACUCAGAAGGCAUUCAUCCACAACUUUUUCAUCGCAAGCAUCGGAUGCUGGUCAUUCGGUUGCCUCAUCAUUCGCCUUCUCUAUGCCUUCGACCCCAGACGACAUGUUUGAUGAAAGUCCUCAGUCCUGUGCUCGUCACUUGAGCCAAGAGCCUGUUACUCAGGCACGUGUCGCAUACCCUCUUCUUGGUGAUGGUAACGCGUUCAGCGACUGCGCUCAAGUCAGCAAUGUUGUCUACCCAACAGGAACUCUUGACCCGGCUAUCCAACUCCAUCAUCAAGCAAAUGGGCAGUGGAAUGUUCAGCAAGAAGCUGGCAACCAUUUCAACUUGGACCCAAGCUUGAGAUCCACAUUUGUUUACGCGUCGGCGGAUCGCUUCGAUGAUAACCUGCCAACACCUACGCCUGCCAGCUCAUUUAGCAGUCACUCCAAUGGCGCACAAGUAUCGCAAGAGGGCUUAGCCAUCAACCUGUCCUUGACAUACCAGCCGUACCACCAGAUACCUCAGGAGGUGGUUUCUGCUCACUACAGUCAGCAGCAGCAGUAUGUAGCCCCUUGGGACGGCCAUUAUACCUAUGCGCUGCCCCAAGCACACGAGCUUGGCGCUGUGGCACCAGGGACCGCCGUUGGUGACGGAUCGUGGGCUUACCACGGGCGUCCUAGCUCAGACCUCGCAGACUGCAGCCCUGUCGUCAAGAACGAGCAUGUCAAGCAAGAGGAGUUGAGCGCUUCAUCACCCGGCCCAGCCAGGUCUCCAGAUCGCGUCACGCGCCGAUCUGGUCGUGGAACUACCAAGCAGCGAUCAGCCAGAUCGCUGCCACAAGCCAGCCAUACAACUCUUGCAUACAUCGCGCAGGAAGACAUGUUGACCACCGAAGGCAACCAGUUCGCGUUCCUCCCUAUGGAGCACAGCCACGCACGCCCUCACGCACUCAACCGUGUUUGCACGCGGAACAGCGCGCAGCACAGAUGCCAUCAGAUCGAUGAGCAAGGGCGGCGUUGUUCAAAAUCUUUUGAACGUCUCGAGCAUCUUAAUCGGCAUGCCACAAUGCAUUUGCCAAUCGACCAGCGCCAAUUUCCUUGUCCGCUACCAGAUUGCUCGCAGCGCAUUUCGCGCUCGGACAACGCAAACCAACACUUCAAGACGCACCUCGCCGGCGCCGCCAAGGGCAAGCGCAACCCACCCUGCGCCUGGCCUUUCCUAAAGCAGUGCAUCAUCGAUUCUUACGAACCCAAAUUGGCGCACCGCUUGAUCAAAAACAUGGAGAAGGACCCGCACUGGAAGGCCGAGGGAGCAUGUGUUCCGAUGCCCGCUCCGAGGGCGUGACCAACGCGACACUCGUUCACGGCAAUCGUUGCAGCACACGCGGCUGUAUCUCUAUGCAGCUCAACAGCGCGCAAUCAAGGCUGUGCGCCUGUCGAGAUGUGCCUGGUUGCACCUCGACGAUGGCCAGUGCUUGGCGCGUCAAGAGAGGGGAUAUUUUUCUUUUGUGAAGAUUUGUUGUCUUAUGUUUGGGCUGGAACAAGUAUCGUUAGAUCUUUAUCGCCCGCAAAGGUAGAGAUGGCCGAGGAGAUCACCUCUAUGUAUGAGAAGGAUUGACAAGUUUGGGACGGAGAGGGAUGCUGGUAUAACCUUGGUCUCUCGCCAUUGGUGGACAUGAUAAUGGGAGGGAUUGUUCUUGAUUUUGUGGGUUCUUUUUCUUAUGCUUAAUAUUAUGUAGGCGUUUUAAGUCGAGAAGG